Nematostella vectensis (starlet sea anemone) is the source of this 1613-nucleotide messenger RNA. RefSeq names its product zinc finger C2HC domain-containing protein 1A. The coding region runs from base 88 to 1461 and encodes 457 amino acids. The record is from RefSeq and is a predicted model, not a curated record. NCBI's taxonomy places the organism in Eukaryota, Metazoa, Cnidaria, Anthozoa, Actiniaria, Edwardsiidae. The transcript is spliced from 8 exons.
CCGCGGCUCUCGGGCUCAGCGUUUCCUUGGCACUAAACAACAAGAUGGCGCCUUCAACAGAAAUGUCACCUACGUGAAUAUACGAGAAUGGACGACGAUUAUUUGGAGGCUUUUAGCGAUAUAGGACCGCCCGUUCGACUGGAACCUUGCGGAAACUGUGGACGAACUUUUAAUACAGAUACUCUGGCUCGUCACCAAAAGAUAUGCACCAAAUUGAAAAAACGUAAACAGUUUGACUCAAGUAAGAAAAGAACAGAGGGGAUUGUGGAUAUUUCUUUAUUGAAAUCUAAACCCAGUAACACAGCUCUUGAGCUAAAACCUAAGAGGAGCAACUGGAAGCAAAAGCAUGAAGAAUUUUUGGCAACUGUGCGUUCGGCGAGACAAGUCACUACAGCUGUAAAGAGAGGGGAACCAUUACCCCCACCCCCUCCACCCACAAUAAACCCUGAUUAUGUCCAAUGCCCACACUGCAGCCGAAGGUUUAAUGAGCAUGCGGCCGAAAGACACAUCUCCUUCUGCAAGGAACAGAAGAGUCGCAUUGGCAAAUCUCCUGGAUGUACAGCUGCAAGCAGGAUGGCUGCUAGAACCCAGUAUAAGCCUCCUCUUCCUGGAAAAAGGUUGUCAUCUGGGUCAUCACCUGCCUCUGCAAGCAAGACAAGGCAAAUUUCUGGUAAACCACAACCAGGCACAGCUGAAUACAAACCUUCCAACUAUGAUGAUGAUAUGCCGUUACCAACCAGCGACAAAAAGACAAAUACCAUGAGCCCAGCUGCCUUGCCCGGGCAUUCACGUAAAGCAGCAUCAGCAACUAAAGCAUCUGAGCUGAGCAGGACUACAGGCAGCAGAUCUAGACCAGCUGGGCAUGCAUCAUCAGCAGGGGCGAGCCGAACAAGAUACGCAACUGAUGAGUCGAAUGGCCUUGUUGGUCAGUAUUUGACCAAGCACAAGAGUAAGGAAAACUACCUGGAUUCCCUGGACUCGGACGAGGAGCCGCCGCAGAGGACAAGGGAUGUUAGACACAGUCGGCGGCCACGUGUGGACUCGGAAGAAGAUCUUUCAUCCCGGAAUAGAGAAGUCAAGCAUGGACGGCGCGCGGGCAGCGGCAAGUCACGUGACAGUCCUAAUGAUCUUAUUGCCGACACUGCUGACCAGUUACCCUCAGGCUCAACUAGAAAUGGACGGCGUCAUAUUGCUGUCAAAGAUCCAAGUCCGACUCUUUUUGACGACUUCGGACUCAACGACAAUGGUCAAGCUAAAAGCCCUUUCACUUCCCGGGCAACCGUCCAUCGCCCGGGCUCUAAAGAACAGAGACCGACGGCGAACGAACAGAGACCGACGGCUAACGACUGCAGUACGAAGAAGCUGCCAAAGUUUUGCCACGAGUGCGGGACUAAAUAUCCGGUUGCGAACGCGAAGUUUUGUUGCGAAUGCGGGAUGAAACGGUUGCAGAUUGGGUUCUGAAAUAAUGCUUUACCUGUAAUUAUGACUUAAAGCCGCAUUGUCACCAGUUUACUGGUCGAUUACCUAACAAUAUCCGAUGAUUUUAAACGGAAAACGCGAAAAAUGUUUCAAAAUAUUGAAAGCAGUGUGUUUAUUGGAAGUUUCUUUGAGGA